Messenger RNA from Nelumbo nucifera (sacred lotus), 720 nucleotides. Lineage: Eukaryota; Viridiplantae; Streptophyta; Magnoliopsida; Proteales; Nelumbonaceae. The record is from RefSeq and is a predicted model, not a curated record.
AUGAAAGUAACUUCAAAAUAUUUGAGAGACCUAGUUAAAUUUUUACCUGCCCAUAUCCUAGUAUUGUAAAAAUGUGCCUCUGUUCAUGUUUACUUAUUUGUUGCUAAGAUCUUCUAUCAUGCAGGCUGAGGUUGCAUUGAGAGAUCUUAUACCAUCAGAUUAUGCCAAGAAGAAUAAUGUGAAUACUUCAACUCUUACCCAAUCUGAGAUUCGUGACAUAAUACUGGGAGCUGAGAUUACUCCACCUUCACAACAGAGGCAACAGAUAGUAGAGAUUGAGAAGCAGGCAAAAGAAGCAAGCCAGCUUACAGCUGUCACAACAAGGACAACAAAUGUGCAUGGUGAUGAACUUAUUGUCACCACCACAAGUCCAUAUGAGCAGCAGGCUUUUGGGUCCAAAACGGAUUGGCGUGUGAGAGCAAUCUCAGCCACAAAUCUUUAUCUCCGAGUCAAUCAUAAUUAUGUGAAUUCGGAGGACACCAAGGAAACGGGAUACGCAUACAUCAUGCCAAAAAAAUAUCUUGAAGAAGUUUAUCUGUAUAGCAGAUCUGCGUACUCAAAUUGCAGGGUACCUAUAUGGUAUAAGUCCACAGACAAUCCUAAGGUUAAAGAAAUCCGCUGUAUUGCCAUGCCACCACAGUGAGGGACUCAUCAGCAGGUCCAUCUUCCAUCUGCUCUUCCUGAGCAUGAUUUCUUAAAUGAUCUAGAGCCAUUGGGAUG